AUGAGCCAGCCAGACCCCGCCUGUCACCCUGAUCCCAGCCCUGCUCCCCCGUGUGUGGUAUGUGGCCAAGCCCACUCCCCCGAGGAGAACCACUUCUACACCUACACGGAAGAUGUGGAUGAUGACCUCAUAUGCCACAUCUGUCUGCAAGCUUUGCUGGAGCCUCUGGACACUCCCUGUGGACAUACGUAUUGCACCCUGUGCCUUACCAACUUCCUGGUGGAGAAGGACUUCUGCCCCGUGGACCGCAAGCCGGUGGUGCUGCAGCAUUGCAAGAGGUCCAGCAUUCUGGUCAACAAGCUCCUCGACAAGCUGCUGGUGACCUGCCCGUUCUCGGACUACUGCACCGAGGUCCUGCAGCGCUGUGAUUUGGAGCAGCACUUUCAGACAAGCUGUAAAGGUGCUUCCCACUAUGGCCUCACCAAAGACAAGAAGAGGCGCUCUCAAGAUGGCUGCCCAGACGGCUGUGUGAGCCUCACAGCAACAGCAUUCUCCCCGGAGGUCUCUGCAGCUGCCACUGUCUCCUUGGUGACAAAUGAGCCUGGCCUAGACAACCCUGCCUACGUGUCCACAGCGGAGGAUGGUCAGCCAGCAGACAGCCCUUUGGACUCUGGCCGGAGCAACCGAACUAGGGCACGGCCCUUUGAGCGAUCCACUAUCAGAAGCAGAUCUUUUAAAAAAAUAAACCGAGCUUUGAGUGUUCUUCGAAGGACAAAGAGUGGGAGUACAGUUGCCAACCAAGCUGACCAGGGCAGAGAAAAUUCUGAAGACACCACUGCCCCUGAAGUCUUUCCAAGGUUGUAUCACCUGAUUCCAGAUGGUGAAAUUACAAGCGUCAAGAUCAAUCGAGUGGAUCCCAAUGAAAGCCUCUCCAUUAGGCUUGUGGGAGGCAGCGAAACCCCGCUGGUCCACAUCAUUAUCCAGCACAUUUACCGGGACGGGGUGAUUGCCAGGGAUGGCCGGCUCCUGCCAGGAGACAUCAUCCUGAAGGUCAACGGAAUGGACAUCAGCAACGUGCCUCACAACUAUGCCCUGUGCCUCCUGCGGCAGCCAUGCCAGGUGCUGCGGCUCACUGUGCUGCGUGAGCAGAAGUUCCAAAGCAGGAACAGCGGACAGGCGCCGGACGCCUAUGGGCCCCGCGAUGACCAUUUUCAUGUGAUUCUCAACAAAAGCAGCCCUGAGGAGCAGCUUGGAAUAAAACUGGUGCGCAGGGUGGAUGAGCCUGGGGUAUUCAUCUUCAACUUGUUGAAUGGUGGUGUGGCAGACCGACAUGGUCAGCUGGAGGAGAAUGAUCGCGUGUUAGCCAUCAAUGGGCACGACCUUCGGUAUGGCAGCCCCGAAAGCGCAGCUCAUCUGAUUCAGGCCAGUGAAAGGCAUGUUCACCUCGUCGUGUCCCGCCAGGUUCGGCUGCAGACUCCUGACAUCUUUCAGGAUGCUGGCUGGAACAGCAACAGCAGCCGGUCCCCAGGGCCAGGGGGCAGGAGCAGCACUCCCAAGCCCCUCCAUUCUGUGGUCACUUGCCGUGAGAAGGUGGUAAGUGUCCAAAAAGACCCCAGUGAAUCUCUCGGCAUGACCGUUGCUGGCGGAGCAUCACAUAGGGAAUGGGAUUUGCCUAUCUACGUCAUCAGUGUUGAGCCCGGAGGAGUCAUAAGCAGAGAUGGAAGAAUAAAAACAGGUGACAUCUUAUUAAAUGUGAAUGGGAUUGAACUAACAGAAGUCAGCCGGAGUGAGGCAGUUGCAUUAUUGAAAAGUACAUCCUCCUUGGUGGUUCUUAAAGCUUUGGAAGUCAAAGAACGUGAGCCCCAGGAAGCUCCAGGCAGCGCAGCAGCCCUGGACUCCAACCACAACAUGGCCCCAGCCGGAGACUGGUCCCCCUCCUGGACCAUGUGGCUGGAAUUACCACGAUACCUGUAUAACUGUAAAGAUGUUAUAUUACGAAGAAACACAGCCGGAAGUCUGGGCUUCUGCAUUGUAGGAGGUUACGAAGAAUAUAAUGGGAACAAACCUUUUUUUAUUAAGUCCAUUGUUGAAGGAACACCAGCGUACAAUGAUGGAAGAAUUAGAUGUGGUGAUAUUCUUCUGGCUGUCAAUGGUAGAAGUACAGCAGGAAUGAUACAUGCUUGCUUGGCAAGGAUGCUGAAAGAACUUAAAGGAAAGAUUACUCUCACUAUUGUUUCUUGGCCUGGCACUUUUUUAUAGAAUCAAUGAUGGGUCAUAGGAAAACAGAAAACUACAGAUAAGCUAUGUUGAAACAAUGUAUUUAUCUUGUCAAUUUUAUUUUAUUUAAAGGAUACACUGUAAAAAUGUAAACUGUCAGGAAAAGUAUGAUCUAAUGAAAGCCAGUUAUGCCUCAGAAAAUGUAAUUCUCGAAACAUAAAUCCUAUUAGUUUUUAUUCAGGGCGGAGGAUUUCUCAUUACAACUUUAAGUUUAUAUUUUUCUAUUCACUAAAAAGCUCUUAAACGGCUGAGAUCAUUUGUAUACCCCCACUGACUUCAAAUCCUACAAUUAAAAAUUUGGUAUAUGCUGAGGUCUGUAAAGGGUAUAUUAUGGGCAUUUAAAAAAAAACAAUUUACAGCCAGAGGAUCUUAAAAGUGCCCUGCUGGAAAAUGUUCAUCAAAUGAGAAAUAUUUUUCAAAUUAUAGUUGUCUUUUAGUAUGUGACAUUAAAUUCAUUUCUA
This is a messenger RNA of Callorhinus ursinus (northern fur seal), 2678 nucleotides long. It is a transcript of the gene LNX1, whose product is annotated as ligand of numb-protein X 1. The record is from RefSeq and is a predicted model, not a curated record. Gene Ontology annotation, molecular function: ubiquitin-protein transferase activity; protein binding. Lineage: Eukaryota; Metazoa; Chordata; Mammalia; Carnivora; Otariidae. Gene Ontology annotation, biological process: ubiquitin-dependent protein catabolic process. Gene Ontology annotation, cellular component: cytoplasm.